Messenger RNA from Cooperia oncophora, 1020 nucleotides. NCBI's taxonomy places the organism in Eukaryota, Metazoa, Nematoda, Chromadorea, Rhabditida, Trichostrongylidae. The record is from the annotation of a GenBank genome assembly.
AUGUGUCACAUAUGGAGUUCACUGGCGCCUUCUGCCCCUAGUGCUCCACUCAAGACUCGUGCAGUUACCACAUACUUCAUUAUCAACCUCGCGUUUGCUGACCUGCUCACCGGCAUAUUUGCUAUUCCAUUCAAAUUUCAAGCUGCAUUAUUCCAGACGAGUACCAGGGGAAUAGUUAUCGACUCAGUUGUGUUGCCGCAGGAAUGGUUUCUGCCGUCAUCGUUGUGUCAAAUCGUUCCAUAUGCUGAAACGGUCUCACUGUCCGUGUCAGUGUUCACCCUCACCGCAUCAGCUGUUCACGAGUUUCGGACGACGUUCUUUCCAAAACGGGGACGGAUGAACACAAGAAGCGCUAGGUCGUUGGUGUUAAUGAUAUGGGUUAUAGCGGCUCUCGUCUCACUUCCACAUGGUCUUUUUCACAGAGUUUAUUUGAUUGAAGAUGGUGACCUCAUCAUAGCACAGUGCCGACCUGUGUAUGCAGACGAGAACUGGUGGAAAAUAUACAAUGUUUAUUUGACGAUCAUACAUUAUUUCGUGCCAAUGAUCAUCCUUGAUACGGCUUACACAAUGAUCGCUAUUAAGAUCUGGGGUUCAACCGUAAACGGUGGCGAGGAAUCCCAGAGCACGAGUACUCAAACCAACCUCAACACAGAAAUCUCUAAUAGAAAGUUGAUGAAUAUGCUGAUGAUAGUGGUGGCAUGCUUCUCGCUGUGCUGGUUUCCACUCGAGACUUAUCUAUUGCUCAACGAAAUCGGUGCCUGGGAAAAUCAACGGAUGGAAAUAUAUCAAUGUUUUAUUCUUCUGUUCACACUGGCUCGCAAUGUCGAAUUCUUGUUUAAAUCCUGUCAUAUAUGGGCUAAUAAAUACAAGCGUGAAUAUCGCUGGGUGCUCAACCGUCUUCGCUGCCGAGUGGAUGACGACAUGGAACCUGAACAAAAGUUUGAAACGGAGUAUCCAGCUGGCAUCAGUCUACCUCCCUCCAUAGAAACAACGAGUGCCGAUCAAGAAAAACAUCUAUAG